AUGAAGGUUCUGCUGCUGAGUCUUGUCCUUGUCCUGGUUUGUGCCGCCCAGGAAACUCCAGCUGAGAUAGACCCCUCAAAGGUUACAGGCGAGUGGCGCACCAUUUAUUCGGCCGCGGAUAACAAGGAGAAGAUUGUGGAAGGGGGCCCGCUGAGGUGUUACAAUCGCAAGAUCGAAUGUAUUGAUGACUGCGAACGCCUCUCCAUUUCAUUUUACGUCAAACUUGACGGGAGAUGCCAGUUUUUCUCAGGAGUGCUAGAGAGACAAGAAGGAGGUGUUUACUUCAUAGAAUUCGCAGGUGCAAAUUAUUUGCAAAUCAUUCAUGUAUCAGACAACAUCCUGGUAUUUUAUUUUGAAAAUGAUGAUGGAGAGAAGAUCACAAAAGUAACUGAAGGUUGCGCCAAAGGAACCAGUUUCACUCAAGAAGAAUUUCAGACGUAUCAGCAGCUGAACACUGAGAGAGGCAUUCCAAAUGAAAAUAUAGAACAUGUCAUCGAAACAGUGAAAUCCACUGUGAACGAAGGACCUUGCAGCCGCAACACAUCCGUGAUGAUAAAGGAGACUGCAGACGAUCCGGACGCCCAGCAAAUGCAGACGCCCAGCAUGGUGGAAGAAGAGGGCGUCCAGCUGGCACCAGGCGAGGCGAUGGGAGGACCCGGCCGCCAGUCCGCCUCCAGGGAAGGCCGGGGCGGAGGGUGGAUGGUAGGAGACGAAGCUGCAGGCCCGGUGGUGACUAUGCAGCCAAGCCAGAGAGACAGGAGCGAUGCAGACAAAGCCUGCCCGAGGUCCUUCUAUGCAAACAGGACCGUGCCCCCAGACCCCCGUGAUCACAAGGGCAGGACUGUGCCCCUGGCCUCCCACGAUCACGAGGGUACCCCGCACGUGCACGCACAGGCACGCAGGCCUGGGGAGGGGCGCGUGGUGCCAGCCAGUAGCUCAGCUCAACCAAGCAUAGCUGAGAUUCCAGGUUCCUGGAGAGAAAGACUGCAGCCAACUUCCUGCUGGCUGGAAGACUGGUAA
Messenger RNA from Budorcas taxicolor (takin), 1020 nucleotides. RefSeq lists its product as uncharacterized. NCBI's taxonomy places the organism in Eukaryota, Metazoa, Chordata, Mammalia, Artiodactyla, Bovidae. Bases 1 to 1020 code for a protein of 339 amino acids. Gene Ontology annotation, molecular function: small molecule binding; odorant binding. The record is from RefSeq and is a predicted model, not a curated record. The transcript is spliced from 8 exons.